CGUCUCUUGUUCCCCUUGUCAUUUCUUGGGGCUCCUGAGCAGGGGCUAAUCGGUACCCCUCACCCCAGGAUGUGAGACCCUUUAACCUGUAAUGCUGUGGCUGGCUCUUGGCCCCUUCCCUGCUAUGGAGAACCAAGGGCUGGUGAUUCGGAUCAAGAUUCCAAAUAGUGGCGCGGUGGACUGGACCGUGCACUCUGGGCCGCAGUUACUCUUCAGGGAUGUGCUGGAUGUGAUAGGCCAGGUUCUGCCUGAAGCAACGACGACAGCAUUUGAAUACGAAGAUGAAGAUGGUGACAGGAUUACAGUGAGAAGUGAUGAAGAAAUGGAGGCUAUGCUGUCAUACUAUUACUCCACAGUAAUGGAACAGCAAGUAAAUGGCCAGCUAAUAGAGCCACUGCAGAUAUUUCCAAGAGCCUGCAAGCCUCCUGGGGAACGGAACAUACAUGGCCUGAAGGUGAAUACUCGAGCUGGACCAUCUCAGCAUACCAGCCCUGUAGUCUCAGAUUCACUUCCAAGCAAUAGCUUGAAGAAGUCUUCGGCUGAACUGAGAAAGAUACUGGCCAAUGGCCAGAUGAAUGAACAAGACAUACGGUAUCGAGACACCCUUGGUCAUGGCAACGGAGGCACAGUCUACAAAGCAUAUCAUGUCCCAAGUGGGAAAAUUUUAGCUGUAAAGGUUAUUCUGUUAGACAUUACACUGGAGCUUCAGAAGCAGAUCAUGUCUGAGUUGGAAAUUCUUUAUAAGUGUGAUUCAUCGUAUAUCAUAGGAUUUUACGGGGCAUUCUUUGUAGAAAAUAGGAUUUCAAUUUGUACAGAAUUCAUGGAUGGGGGUUCUUUGGAUGUAUAUAGGAAAAUUCCAGAGCAUGUCCUGGGAAGAAUUGCAGUGGCAGUUGUUAAAGGCCUUACCUAUUUGUGGAGUUUAAAGAUUUUACACAGAGAUGUGAAGCCUUCUAACAUGCUUGUAAACACAGGUGGACAAGUCAAGCUCUGUGACUUUGGCGUUAGCACACAGCUGGUGAAUUCUAUAGCCAAGACGUAUGUUGGAACAAAUGCUUAUAUGGCACCAGAAAGAAUUUCAGGAGAGCAGUAUGGCAUCCACUCUGAUGUGUGGAGCUUAGGAAUCUCAUUCAUGGAGCUUGCUCUUGGGAGGUUUCCAUAUCCUCAGAUUCAGAAAAACCAGGGAUCUUUAAUGCCUCUCCAGCUUCUGCAGUGCAUUGUUGAUGAGGAUUCACCAGUCCUUCCGCUUGGAGAGUUCUCGGAGCCAUUCGUACAUUUCAUCACUCAGUGCAUGAGGAAACAGCCCAAAGAAAGACCAGCACCGGAGGAACUGAUGGGCCAUCCGUUCAUCAUGCAGUUCAAUGAUGGAAACUCCACUGUGGUGUCCAUGUGGGUGUGCAGAGCACUAGAGGAGAGGCGGAGCCAGCAGGGCCCCCCAUGAGGCCUCAGCAGGACACUGACUACCCAGGACCAGUCACCAAGGACACAACAAGCCAUGACCCCUCUCCAUCUGCUGCCUGAUUGGGAAGAGCUGCCCUGGGCCCAGCCUCCUGCUUUCACCUCCUACCCUACCUAGGGAGCCCUCGAUCGAGAGAGAGCCUCUGCUGAACCCUGAAUCUGGGGGUUAGAGGGUGGUAAUGAAUGUGGCAGGUGGAGAUGGUACAGAGGGUG
Phodopus roborovskii (desert hamster) is the source of this 1668-nucleotide messenger RNA. RefSeq names its product mitogen-activated protein kinase kinase 5 (gene Map2k5). The coding region runs from base 92 to 1438 and encodes 448 amino acids. The record is from RefSeq and is a predicted model, not a curated record. The transcript is spliced from 22 exons. Gene Ontology annotation, molecular function: ATP binding; protein binding; protein kinase activity. Gene Ontology annotation, biological process: protein phosphorylation. Lineage: Eukaryota; Metazoa; Chordata; Mammalia; Rodentia; Cricetidae.